GAGAAGUGAUGUCUCGCAGAGCCGCCGCGGUCACUUGAAGGAACGCGCUCGGCGCGGCGUCACCAACCGAACGCUGGUCCACUUUCGUCCGCAAUACGCAAUGCGUUUCCGGGAUAUAUAGGGAGCUUGUGUUCGUGUGUGUGGCAGUAUACGAGACCUUCUUUUUUUUGUGGCCUCGGCAAACAGCGAGUUCAACAACAGCCCGCCCCUGUGCGCGUUUCUGUGCGCUCAUCACCGUGCCCCAGCUGUUACCAUGGGCCUCUUCACUGGCACCGUGUAUUUCUUCGCCCUCACGAUGGUAGCGUCCUCCAGACCCGCGAUAAGGACCUGCAACGAGACCAUCGAGCAGCAGGUGCACGAGGCCAGCUGCCGGCUGGUUGGCCGGCUGCCGGACCGCUGGCUGCUUCGCUUCGACUCGGUCGGGGGCAGCAACGAGUCCGUGCCGGUGCUGGCCCUCGUGUUCGGUCUGGCCGACCCCACCACCCACAUCGAGAGCAGCAGGUGCUCGUCCGAGAUGACCGCCGCGCUGGCGAUGCAGGGCAUGGCCAAGGUGGCGCUGCCCGAAUCUACGGCGCGCGUGUUCUUCGCAGCCAAGGCCAAGGUCACGGCAGAACUUUCAUGGCCUGGACCUCUAGUGGACGAGCUCUACGUGGGUGGGUGGGAGCUUAUGGACAGCUCACACGACGAGGUGGAAACAACGAACGACGCUGAAUUCCUGCUGCAGGUGACUCGCGAAGCUGCGCUUACAGCGAUCCGCCGCCAGCUGCCUCGACUUCUUCUGAAGGUGUUGAAGCCCCGGUCCCCGACGAUAAUGCAGUAGCAGCACCGUCGUAUCGUGGGCGAAGCUCCGCCCUAAUGAAGCUGCAGAAGUGACUAGAUCCCAUUCACUGCGCGAAUGUCGCUUGAGUGACGUUGCGCAGCGUAAAGUUCGAUUGGCCAAACCUCUGUCUUCUUUUAAAGGAACAUGAUUGCUUUAGGAGCUGUUGUCGCUUAACAAACAACUUCUGCUCCUCCCGAUAAUAGUAAGCCCACUGUUUUGAGCGAGAGGGUGUUAAAGUGUUAUUUUAGAUGCACCGCGCUUUAGCGACUAUGAACUGGCUUUAGUGAUUAUACAAUGGCCAACAUUGACGCCAGUACGUAGCAAACGGGUCCUUAGAAAUGUUUAGCUGUUUCCUUCUUGUCUGCGUCGUCAGGAAGUAACGGUUUAUUUUUUAUGUUCAGCGUCAUGCAACUAAAAAAACCAGAGUUACACUUUACUAAAUGUAACAAUUUUUUUUUUCAUUAUUGUGAGAGAGAAGGAGCGAUACCGCUAAAAAGCGACUCAGAACACCUUUGAUGUUCUGUGCAUGUUAAACCCGGCUUUUUUGGAAGUCCAUUCAAACGAGCAAGUCAAAAAAUUAGAAGCUGUACAUAUUGGUCUUUAAGUUCACCAUUAAAUAUGGUUGGCGCUACCUUCAACUACUACAACUAGGCGAAUCAGAACAAAAAUGAAGACGCAAGACAGACUAAUAUAAGAAGAGUCCUUGUCCCGUCUUUUUGAUGUUUGCCGACUUAUGUUGCCACGACAACAGGUCCGGCCAACAACCGUUUUGCGUAAAAUAGGUGCAAUAACGUGACCAAAAAUGGCCGCGUUCGGUAAAAUGUCAGCUUGCGAGAACCGAAUCUCCACUGGAAGAAUGCACUGCUACUGCAUUCACUUUUGCUCUCUAUUUUAAUUAUGACAAAUUCUUUUGCUUGGAUGUUCGCGCGUGUUUUACUAGGCGAUUUUUUUGUAAAGACACAUCUAACAUAUGGGCUGAAUGUUUUGCGCUGCGGCGUCCGAUGUAUUUUAUCAACUAUGGUGUGUUUCACAAACGCUAAAAGAAACACUGUGAGAAAGUCUGUUAUUGCAGGCGGUAACUAUUCCCGCGACACGUCUUUAGAAAUGUUUUGCAGGAAAAAUACUCACCAUUAAAUAUGGUUGGCGCUACCUUCAACUACUACUACUAGGCGAAUCAGAACAAAAAUGAAGACGCAAGACAGACUAAUGGGCUUUUCUUUGAGGAACCCGUAUGGGUUUCUUUUGUAGCAAUUGCUACAAUCGGGUGGAUGUCUGAUUUUCCCUUUAUUCAUUACUUUUCUCCACCUUGCGGGUUUCCGCAGGGCUACUACGUCAAACACUUGCAUUUGCUUCGUGUUGUCGACAAAUUCGACUUCGCCCUACCAUCUGCUAGCCGCCUGGUUAGCUCAGAUGGUAGAGCGGCUGCCCCGGAAAGGCGGUGGUCCCGGGUUCGAGUCCGGGACGAGGACGAAUUUUUCUUCAACUAUGAGGCUUUUCUUUCGAGGAACCCGUAUGGAUUUCCUUUGUAGCAAUUGCUACGAUCGGGUGGAUGUCUGAUUUUCCCUUUAUUCAUUACUUCUCUCCACCUUGCGAGUUUCCGCAGAACUACUACGUCAAAAAUACUUUUUGUGUAUAUUAAGAGCCAUUGCAGGUGUGGAAGGCGACAGGAAAUGAACACCAUAGGCACAUUUUCGUUAGCCUUACCGUAUGUUGCGCCGUCAUUGCCACUUAGCUUACAUAGGUACGUAACCAUUGUUUUAGAUAAGUAAAUGCAUAUCUUUAGUCACAUGAUCGCUUUUACAGAGCCCCUCAACUGCGCUUGUUAAUUUUCAUAAACCUAUCACGAAUCGCUGCCAUGAAGGCGCGGUAAAAUAGUGAAUGGACGAUUCUAGCCACUGAACAGGAAGUACCCACAAUCAAUAGUGUUUGAAAUACGUCAACUACUCAAGCGAUGCAAGUGCAUUUUGACAGCGUUGUUAGGCACUUCACUUCUCAGUACCCUCUAUAAAACAAGCCGAAAAUGAUCGUAAUAUUCAGAAAUCUGCCGCCCUUAAUCUUGACCAAAGAAAGGCUGAGAACUUUUGAGUCUCGUGUAGUGUGCGUUACAAGCUGAAACUUCACUCUCAUUGAAUUAAAUACUCACAACAAAGAAUUGAAACUGUUGCUAGCUUGAUUAGUGUGUCUGAAGAACAAGUUGCGACUCUCACUAGCGUAGCAACAACUUUCUUUUGGUGUUCGUUGUGCACAGUAUGCACAAGUGUCUCUAGCACUGGAAUGGAGAUCGCUUGCCUUCUGUACAAAGAGCAGAUUCAGUAAGUUCCACGAAUCCAGCAGUUACGGUUCUGCACAUUUAAGAUGCAGAUGUAGCGUGUGAACUCGGUCAAGGCCGAUGCACAUUCAUCGUUUACGCAGCUCAUUAUAAAUAGCUGUUCUGUAGCACAAGUAAUGGCUGUGCAAAAACUAGCGAAUGUCUGAAAAAGUGAUUUCCCGUAUGAGAAAAUUUGGCAAACAUGGUGUAAACUCUAUUGUCGCAGCUAUAGCACCCUGUUAUGUUGUCCUAUAUCACAGUUUGCAAAUGAACCAUAUCUUUAGAAUAAGUUUGAAAUAUUGCUACCUCCACAUGUGAUAAAUUUGAAAGCAUGGUAUCUUGGCUGGAGUCAUCUGCGGUUAUAUCCUAUCCUCUGUACCAUGACAGCGCGCCUGAAAGGGGUCGCCACGCUACGCCCUUGAAGCCAAUGUACAAAUGCACGUUUUGGUUCAUAUAUGCUAUCUCAAUGCUUUAGUUCAAUAAGCAUUUGCAUAAGUUGCUCGAGCUGUGCAUUUGUUCCAUCUCUACAGCGGGAUUCCGAGACAGUGCCACGUCUAGCUAUGAUUGCUGGCUACAUGACAAUAGUACCACAAACACACCUUGAAUUCUUACACAGUACACCCCCCCCCCCCCCCUUAUAGAUAAAAUACACUCGUAUCAUUAUCAGGUGGUCCACACUUUUCCAUCAUACUCAGGACCACCAUGUUCUGCAGUUGGCUGGAUCUUUGGAUGCUGAUCAGCACUCUUUAAAUUACGUCUUAAUUUUCGCUGAGGUGAAAUACCGGUUGCCCAGCAUGAUCGCCAAGUCAUGAACUAUAUUUAGAAAAAACCAUGCACAGCUGAUGCUCCAAAACAUGCUGACUUCAUACACGCGAUGUCUAUUAAGUGCCAGACAGAAUUACACGUUCAUGUAGAAUCGUUUAUAUCGCAGCGAUCAUCUUGCACUUUCGUGCUGAGAAGUCCCAUGUACAGCGUAAACACUAAUUUCUAGCCUCUAUAUUUUGUUUCUUUCGACACCACAGUUUUUCCAGUAGUGCACUGUAACACAGCACCCUUUGUGUUUUCGCCUGUGUGUGCUACUUCUCAUCUCUGUUUUCUAUAUAGUCCAGAAUCAAGGAACUCCAGCUUAAUAUAAAUAGGUUCAGAAAUAGUUUCAGAAUAUUGUGUCAUUGCUAUGUGUGAGUCAAUAAAGGAACAGUGUUCCCUCCAAAAAUGCACCUUUCUUUAGUGCACAUAAACAUGUAUUCACUCUUUAUAGAAUCUUUAUAAAAUGUUACAAUGAAUAAACAAUAUAAAAAGGCCGACCUAACAUA
Messenger RNA from Dermacentor andersoni, 4441 nucleotides. RefSeq lists its product as uncharacterized. Lineage: Eukaryota; Metazoa; Arthropoda; Arachnida; Ixodida; Ixodidae. The record is from RefSeq and is a predicted model, not a curated record.